UCCGCCCCGCCCACGCCCACGCCGCUCACGCCUCUGCCACCCGCCGUGUCGCCGGGCUCGGCGCACUCGGGGUUGAUGUUCACGCACAGCAUGCCCCCGCACGCGCCUGUGCCUGCGCGCCUGGAGAUUCCGCGCGCGGCGAUCGAGAUUACGCCUGCUACGCCCAGCAACAGCGCGAGCCCUGGGACGGGCAGCACGGCACUCGCAACGCCGACGCAGGUCAUGGGCCGCACGAGCAAGCUCCCGAAAAAGUUCUUCCCGCGGCGCCCUGCGAUGACACGGCGGCGGACGUCGGACGACGGGGCGGGGGCGCGCUCGGGGUCUACGUCCGCGUCUGGAUCGGCGUCGGCUUCGGCGGUAUCGAGCGCGUCGAAUUCCGCUGCUGUGUCUGAGGCUCCGUCGCCACUGCCGUCGCCGGGCGGUGUUACGCCUGGAGUACAGUCGCCGACUACACCGACGGCGCCGACGCCGGUGUCGGCGCGGAAGAGGCCGGGCCAUGUGCGCUCGGCGAGCGCGGGUGCGGCUGUGGCGACGGUGCCUGCGGUGGGCGGGUCGCAGGCGCAGCAGCAGCAGCAGGUGCAGGCGCAGAUUCAGAAUGCGCAUGCUCAGCAGGUGCAAACGCAGGCUCAACAGGCUCAGGCUCAGGCUCAGCAGCAGCAGCAGCAGCAGCAGAAGAGGAAGUUCAGAAAGUCGUGGGGCGCGGCGAAGCGCGCGGACUAUAAUUUUUCGGCUGCGAGUAACGAUAUUGUGGGGAUUGUGAUGCUCGAGAUUGCGGGUGCGAAGGAUCUGCCGCGGUUGAAGAACAUGACGCGCACAGGCUUCGACAUGGACCCCUUCGUCGUCGUCUCCUUUGGCAAAAAGGUGUUCCGGACACGCGUCAUCCGCCACUCGCUCAACCCGUGCUGGGACGAGAAGCUGCUGUUCCACGUGCGAAGAUACGAGACGAGCUUCAAGGUGCAGCUGACGGUGCUCGACUGGGACAAGCUGUCGUCGAACGACUAUGUCGGCGAGGCGGCGCUGGAUGUGGGUGAGCUGGUGCGGGGGGCGGCGCAGCCGGAUGCGGGGACGGGGUUGUAUGAGUUUGAGGGGGGGCAGAAGGUGACGAGUGAGAUGAGGGAGUAUACAUUGUCUUUGACGGGUGCGGGGCGGGAGAUGGGGUGGGAGGGGAAGCAUCGGCCGGCGUUGACGAUUCGCGCAAAGUUCCAGCCGUACGCCGCGCUGCGCCAGCGCUUCUGGGCGCAGUACCUGAAGCAGUACGACGCAGACGACUCGGGCUCGAUGUCGCACGUCGAGCUGACCGCGAUGCUCGACUCGCUCGGCAGCACGCUGUCCGCGCGCACCGUCGAGGCGUUCUUCACGCGCGUGGGCAAGCGCCCGUACGAGGACGAGCUGUCCCUCGCGGAGACGGUGCAGGCGCUCGAGAUCGAGAUCGGGCGGCCGCUGGGCGAGCGGAGGAGGCUGGAGAGCGGGAGUUCGCCGGUGGACGGCGCGUCGUUGCCGCUGCCGCCUGCGCCGCAUGUUACGGAUGGGGCGGAGAGGCCGCUCGCGCAUGUUGCGGAGCCGGCGACGUAUGCCUCGCGUGCGCCGAGCUCGUACACGUUUCGUACGCUUCCGCAUCAUCAGGGCUCGUCAGGCUCGGGAUCGGGAUCGGGCUCUGGGUCGGGGUCGGUGUCGGGGUCGGCGUCCGACCCGAGCAGGCAGCCGUCCUAUUCGUCUUCUGAUACGGACGACAUCCUCGCUCAGGGCGGGUUUAACCCUGUCGGCGCCGGGCCCAUGCUACGCGCAUCCAGCGCCGGCGGCAUCCUCGGCUCCUCUACACCCUCCAUGGGCACCAACGGCAACGGCAAUGGCAGCGGCAGCGGCAGUGGCUUCUCACUCACCACAGCCUCCUCGCCCUCGCCGGAAGAACACACGUUCGAGCGCGUGAUCAACGUGAAGAACUGUCCCUUGUGCCACCGCCCGCGGCUGAACUCGAAGGCGGAGGUGGACAUCGUGACGCACCUCGCGAUCUGCGCGUCGCAGGACUGGGCCAAGGUGGAUAGGAUCGUGGUGAGCAACUUUGUGACGGCGAGCCAGGCGCAGCGCAAGUGGUACACGAAGGUGAUUAGUAAGGUGUCGAGCGGGAAUUAUAAGAUUGGGGCGAAUUCGGCGAAUAUUAUUGUACAGAACCGGAUUACGGGACAGUUGGAGGAGGAGAAGAUGCAGGUGUAUGUGCGGCUGGGUAUUCGGCUGUUGUACAAGGGUGCACGAAGCAGGAUGGAAGGCGCACGGGCGCGGAAACUUCUCAAGUCCAUGUCGAUCAAGCAGGGGCUCAAGUUCGACUCGCCAGAGUCGGCACGCGAUAUUCCGGCGUUUAUUGCGUUCCACAAGCUCAAUGUCGAUGAUGUGCUGGAGCCCAUUAGUUCGUUCAAGACGUUUAAUCAGUUCUUCUACCGGAAACUCAAACCAGAAGCACGCCCCCUCGAGAGCCCAGAAGACCCCUACCGCCUCGUGAGCGCGGCCGACUGCCGUCUGAUGGUCUUCGAGUCUGUCUCAGAAGCGACACGCCUCUGGAUCAAGGGCCGCGAGUUCACCGUCGCGCGGCUGCUCGGCGACGCGUACCGCGACGAGGCGGAGCGCUUCAACGGCGGCGCACUCGCCAUCUUCCGGCUCGCGCCACAGGACUACCAUCGGUUCCACUCGCCCGUGGACGGGACUGUGGGCCCGAUGACUUAUGUCGCUGGGGAGUAUUACACUGUCAAUCCCCAAGCGAUUCGGAGCGCACUGGACGUGUACGGCGAGAAUGCGCGCAAGGUCGUGCCCAUCGACAGUCCGCAGUUCGGGCGCGUCAUGGCCGUGUGCGUCGGCGCGAUGAUGGUCGGGAGCAUUCUCAUCACGGCCGAGGAGGGCAAGACGCUCAGGCGCAAAGAUGAGCUCGGGUACUUUGCGUUUGGAGGGUCGACAGUGGUCGUGCUGUUUGAGCCUGGUGCGGUCGAGUGGGACGAGGAUCUGUUGAUCAACGGGCGGGCGUGUCUUGAGACGCUUGUGCGUGUGGGUAUGGGAAUCGGGCGCGGAAGGGGGCCGGGGCCGCAGUAGAUCUGGAUCUUGAAGCCAUCUUCAGGGCGGAUAGACAUUGAGGGAUUCGGGCUCAUCGCUAGCGCGGACUUUGGGGGAAAAGGGUAACGGAAGGUAAUAGCAUUGUACUGGGAUUGGAUUGUAGAACCCAUGGAUGUUUUGUGAUACCCAGCAACGUACUGUACAGUACAAGUACAUACACAUUGACAUCAU
Molecule: messenger RNA, 3267 nt
Organism: Coniophora puteana RWD-64-598 SS2
Lineage: Eukaryota; Fungi; Basidiomycota; Agaricomycetes; Boletales; Coniophoraceae
Exons: 9
Coding region: 76-3075 (999 amino acids)
Biological process (GO): phospholipid biosynthetic process
Molecular function (GO): calcium ion binding; phosphatidylserine decarboxylase activity
Source: RefSeq, a predicted model, not a curated record